ACAUUUCAAAUUUGAACCUGUUCAUCUAACGAUACUAAGUGAUUUUUCGAUAAUUUAUGCUUUAUUAUUGUUAUUUCUGACAACAACGGAUUGAAAUUAUAUUUUUCUAUUUAAGGAUCAUCAAUUUCACUUAUCUCCCCGUUAUUUUAUCGAUUAUGAGCGACCCAAAGAAACACACCCAGCGCAUUGUUGAAAUGGGAAAAUUUCUAAAUGUUUUCCUCACAGCUGAGCAGGUUUCGUCAGUGGAGAGGUUACUAUCACUGGGCGUUUCACCGUUGAACCUUGUCCGUCUUAUUCAAAACCUUGGAACUCCCAGCACACAGAGUUCACCAAGCAAUCGGGAAAAUGCAUUGUCAUGAUUUAAUCAGCUCCUCAAAUUAUCGGCAAACCUGGUCAUAAUGUAUAUUCACUUUUUUUAAAAUAAACUAAACUGGUUUCUCA
Messenger RNA from Caenorhabditis elegans, 441 nucleotides. It is a transcript of the gene mzt-1, whose product is annotated as Mitotic spindle organiZing protein (MOZART) homolog. Lineage: Eukaryota; Metazoa; Nematoda; Chromadorea; Rhabditida; Rhabditidae. Bases 156 to 359 code for a protein of 67 amino acids. The record is from RefSeq and is marked reviewed. The transcript is spliced from 3 exons.